CACAAAUAUAAAAAUAACUAAACAACUUCUGUCACAUCUUUCAAAGUCAUGUUUGUAUAACAUGACAGUUAUUCUUAUAAAAAUCAGUCCCGACGCUCGAACCUAACAUUUUUCCUUUUAUUUUAUGAUGUUUUUAGUUUUUUUGAAGCGAAAAUUAUCAUGUCAGAUUGCCGCGUACAAAAAUUAUUAUUUUCCGAGUUCUGCGACUUCGACGACAUGGUCUUGCUGGAAAGUCCGUUUGCACAGACCACGAAAGACGGAACUGGCAUCAGACAAGUCCAUUUAGGAUUAACCACGUCAAAAUUAGUAUUAGCGACCGACAUAUUGCCUCCGGUGGACGAAAAUUUCGUUUCCUACGUGCCUGGAAUCGACCCGGAAAUAGAAACGUUCGAAUUGAUAGCCAUUUAUCCGGUGACCUGCGUGAAUUUGAGCGUUUAUAGAAGAAAGCGCCGGCAAGCUUUAAAAGCGCGAUUUUGCAACAACAAAGUGCUAUAUUUCGAGUUGGGAGGAUUUCAAAGGAGAAGGAUGUUUUGGAACUUGUGGUGCGAAAAAAUAAAAUUCCUCUCGCCGAACAACUCAAACUCCUCUAAAUCGGAGACAUCGGUGGCCACCAGCACCACAGGAAGCACAUUAUACGUGGUGGAGAAAAAACUGGUGUCGAUGAAAGGCACGAAGCAGUUGUGGUGCAAGUUCGGGUCAGGUGAUUCCCCCGGCAUAGACCACAGCCUACUGGACGCCGUCUACGGUAAUAAUCGACAAAAGUCAUCGAUGUUCGUAAGUAAGUGGACUGAUAAGUAUUUGUACAUGGGGGAUCAGUUUCAGGACUAUGCGUUGGAUUAUAGACCCCAGAUGCACCCAACCACGUUUGAUGAUGUAGUUUACACCAGGAAAGAUCAUAAAGUUAAAACAGGUAGAAGAUCAAAAGAUUCAGAUACUUUGCUACAAAUAAGCUCGAUUUGUGAUAUGAACCUGCUGGAUUAUACAAAUCUGAACGCCCCUGUGGAGUUGUGGGAAAAAAAUAAAAAUGACAAAUACAGAAAAAAAUCUAGACACAAAAGAAGAUAUGGAUUUAGUCCGCAGCCCCUGUUUUUACAUGGACUUGGCCCUUGGACAGUAAAUCCAGGUUCAUACUGCUCCCUGCAGUUGAAAAGAGCAUCCAGCGAAGUCCAAAUAAGGCAACCCUUGAUAGACCCGAGAUUAAGACUUCCCAUAUCGAAAAGACACUUGGUGACGUCGAUAUCUUGCACACAACUGUACCAAGAGAGAAUCGAAAAUUCCAGAAUGAGUUCCCCAACGAAGCCCAUAAUAUAUUUCUGGACGCCGGACUAUUGGUACAGGCCUUGGAAGAUGCGCGAGGCCUACUUGGACAUGCGAAAACACCUGAAACUGCUGUCGGAGUACAUCGAAGGAACAUGUAAAACUAGAAACCACGCGAAGGAUAGCGAUGACGAUGAUGAUGAUUCGGUGGGAAACACUUCGAAGACCUCGAAAAAAUGCAGGAGCAAAAAACGGAAAGCCCAUUUGUCGGGCGGAGGAGACUCGAAUUGUGAACCCUACAGACUCACUACGGAAAAUUCCUUGCAAUACGUGAAAAGAUUGCUGAAAAUUGAUAUUGCAGUAAAUAUUUGGGACUUUGAUUCCACCACGUUGGCAGAACAGCUUACUAUGAUAGAUAGAGAUUUGUUCCUAAAAAUCACCCCAGACGAGUUAGGUAUAAUAAUUUGGAAACAAAACACAAAAUUUGCUCCUAAUGUAUCUGCCUUAUUGGCUUUUUCACACAGAAUAAGUUGUCUGAUAGCACACGAAAUACUUAAGGAUAAUAUGGAAAAAAUAAGAGCAAGACUAAUAUCAAGAUUUAUCAACGUAGCCGAUAAAUGCCAUAAAAUGUCGAAUUUUCAAUCCUGCAAAACGAUUUUAUGUGGACUUCAGAGCCCUGCAAUUUAUAGACUUCGAGAUACUUGGGCUUAUUUGAGGAAAAAACACGCCACAAGAUACCAUUUGUUUCAGUAUUUAUCCAAACUAUAUAGGGAUCCAAGGCUAUUGGGUUAUCAAAAAAUAUUCCUGAUAUUCUCCCAAAAAACUCCAUUUUUGCCUUACAUUGGUCACAUCAUAGAAAAAUUGUUGGACAGGAUUCCAAACUAUGAAAUAAGCAUGUUUAGAAAAAGAUCCAAAAGUUUGACGACGUCGUCCAUGCAAACAAACAGCAAAACUGAAUCAUCGAGAUCCAAAUCCUUGGAUUCCAUAAGAAGCAAACACGAGGGCAACAUUGUAACAAAGCUGAUAAACUCCUUCAAACUAUUCAACAUGCAUCCCCCAAAACCGCACAAAAAGUCCAAGAAAAAGAGCCUCUCAAUAAAAAAACAAAAGUCCUUUGAGCCACCCAAAAACAAAUACGCCUUUAGAUGUCUGGACGACUACUACAAACCGAUUUCGCUAAUUGAGGACAACCGAUUGAAAUGUUUGGAAGAAGUUACGGAGUUUUUAGAAAGAUGCCAGAUUGGUGCUAUGAAUUAUAAUUUUGAUGUGCACGAUAUGGCGAGGUGUUAUUUGUUGAAGGCCAGGUAUAAAGAGGAUAGAGAUAAUUUUAUGCUAUCUUUAGUUUUAGAGCCCGUAAAUUGUAUUGUAAGCCAAUAAACUAAAU
Messenger RNA from Brassicogethes aeneus, 2641 nucleotides. NCBI's taxonomy places the organism in Eukaryota, Metazoa, Arthropoda, Insecta, Coleoptera, Nitidulidae. The record is from the annotation of a GenBank genome assembly.